AGUGACCAUUUCGAAGCGAGUUUGCCAUGGCUGCUGCCUUAGCAGCCGAACUUGAUCGAUCUCCCUCACCACAAGGAUUGGACUACGGUGAAGGCUUGGUCGAUGAUCGUUUGGUGAUUGAGGAGCGGGAGCUCUACAAGAAACGUAUUGAAGCGGAAGCUAUAGCGUCGGAUGGCAAGAGCAAGAGUGACGACAUUGACACUGAGGAGGACGAGGACUGUGACUGCGACGAAGAAGAUGGUUCCAAGGAAGGCGCGGGGCCGGCCGAGGACGGAGGGGCCAAGCUUUUGGAGCUGGUUGGCAAAUCUCAGAUGUACAGCAGCUGGUUGGCUGACCAGUUCAAAGAUGUUGUGGAACAAACGCUGGCUGCGGCAGCGGCUGGAGCUGUUCAAAGUGGCGUGGAGGAGCGACCCUCAAAGCGUCGGAAGACGGGGCGUGGCAAACUGCAGGAUAACGCCAAACCUGCCGUCCCCUCAGCAACGAAGGUCCUCCUUCCACUGAUUACAGCAGACCUUCGCGACUAUCAGCUCAAAGGCGUGGCAUGGCUCAUCAGUCUCUACAAGAAUGGCGUGAACGGCAUCCUGGCCGACGAGAUGGGCCUUGGGAAGACGCUGCAAACUAUCAGCUUCAUCUCCUACCUUUGGGGUCACGCUAAGGAUGUGAGCUCGAAUUACAUGGUCAUUGGACCGCUGUCCACCCUGAGCAAUUGGGUUGCGGAGUUCAAUCGCUUCUGCCCGAGCAUCCCCGUGCAACUCUACCAUGGGACGCCGCCGGAGCGCGAAUCCAUUCGCCGUAACCAAAUGAGCAGCACCGACAAACAAAUGCCUGUAAUCGUGACAAGUUACGAGAUUGCCAUGGCAGACCGGUGCCACCUCGAGCGUCACAAAUGGAAGCUUCUCGUAGUCGACGAGGGCCACCGCCUUAAGAACUUUGACUGCAAGCUCCUUCGUGAACUGCGCCGCUUGAAGACGGACAGUCGCCUGCUCCUUACCGGCACGCCGCUGCAGAACAACCUCCGUGAACUGUGGUCGCUCCUGAGUUUCUGCAUGCCGAACAUUUUCGCGGACGCCGGCGAGUUCCUAGACUGGUUCGAUUUCCGCACUCCGGAAACGGCCAUCCCUGCGGCGCAACAGCAGGCGAGGGCGACGAUGGUGUCGCGGCUACAUGCCAUCCUCAAGCCGUUCGUCCUGCGGCGGGUCAAGGCGGACGUCGAAAUUGGCGUGCCACCUAAGCAGGAGGUUGUGCUUUAUGCGGAGAUGACGGAGGAGCAGCGACGCCUCACACGAGGCCUUAUUGACGCAAGGACGAUUCACUUUGUGAAUGUGCAGGAGGAGUAUGCCAAAGACGGUGUUCGAGGCUCGCUCAAUAAUCUAAUCAUGCAGAUGCGCAAGGUUUGCAACCAUCCGGACCUCAUUACGGGACGGGCCUCCGGUGAAAUCUGCUAUCCGCCUGCAGCGGAGUUAGUGGCGGAGUGUGGAAAGCUGGCGCUUCUGGAUCGCCUCCUAAAGGAGCUUCGCAAGGGCGGGCACCGCGUCCUUAUCUUCUCGCAGAUGACGGAGAUGCUCAACGUCAUUGAGGCUUACCUCCAGGACCUGGGGAUUCAGCCGCUCCGCAUCGAUGGUAGCGUGCACUGGCAACAGCGCAGAAACGACAUCGCGGAAUUUCAGAGCGGAAAUUCGGAUAAGUGGGUUUUCCUGCUUUCCACACGCGCUGGCGGACUGGGCAUUAACUUGACCGCGGCGGACACGGUCAUCAUCUACGACAGCGACUGGAAUCCGCACCAGGACGCACAGGCGAUGGACCGCUGCCACCGCAUCGGGCAGACCAAGCCGGUGCUGGUGUUCCGGCUGGUUACGUCGAACAGCGUAGAGAACCGCAUGCUGGCGAAGGCCGAAUCGAAGAAGGCGCUCGAGCGCAUCGUCAUCAAGAAGGGUGCCUUCAAGGAGCUCUUGCAGUCGACGUCGUCCACCUCGGUCGACGAACUGGUGCAGUUACUGAACCCGGAUCGCCGCUCCCAGGACCUGGCGCAGUCAGGUGUUGUCUCGGAUCAAAUGCUGCGGAAGCUGCUGGACCGCUCGCACCUUGCGAUGGCUGCACCGGAUACUAGAAGCCAGGCACAGGAUAAGUCCGUAAAGCAGGGAGCACGGCCAAAGGGGGACAAACCUUUAUGCGACUCUGCUGACAAGAAGGGCGCACGCAUGCCACCCUACCCGCUUCAGGGUGUUGGUUACGAGGUCGUGCUGGACGAGCCGCACCGCCCCACGGGCUUGCUGCAGACCAUUGACGGGCAGUGA
Volvox carteri f. nagariensis is the source of this 2294-nucleotide messenger RNA. RefSeq lists its product as uncharacterized. NCBI's taxonomy places the organism in Eukaryota, Viridiplantae, Chlorophyta, Chlorophyceae, Chlamydomonadales, Volvocaceae. Gene Ontology annotation, molecular function: ATP-dependent chromatin remodeler activity; ATP binding; DNA binding. Gene Ontology annotation, cellular component: nucleus. The transcript has 16 exons. The record is from RefSeq and is a predicted model, not a curated record. The coding region runs from base 27 to 2294 and encodes 755 amino acids.